Messenger RNA from Puntigrus tetrazona (Sumatra barb), 1723 nucleotides. RefSeq lists its product as uncharacterized. The record is from RefSeq and is a predicted model, not a curated record. Lineage: Eukaryota; Metazoa; Chordata; Actinopteri; Cypriniformes; Cyprinidae. The transcript has a single exon. The coding region runs from base 216 to 1052 and encodes 278 amino acids.
ACCUGCAGUUGUGAUGAUACAUCACAGGAGCUUCUGAACGGUUUCAUACACAAAAGACGCCGCUUCCAGCUGCCGGCGGGAUAUUUAGAAGUGAAAUAAAGGAGACAAGCCAACCCAAACGUAUGAAAGAGUUAAUAUCAGACUGAGGACUAGGUUCCUCUCCAUUUCUUAGACGAACAUCAUCACGCACUUGACACAAAAUACUGGGAAACAGAAUGCCAGCCAAGACACCCAUUUACUUAAAGACGUCCACACCAAAGCGAGGCAAGAAGCCGAAAAUACGGGACGUUCUUUCAGGAGACAUGAUAAGUCCGCCGCUGGGUGAUGUGCGUCACAGUGCCCACGUCGGGCCUGAAGGAGAAGGGGACAUGUUCGGCGACGUAGGAUUCUUGCAAGGCAAACUCAACAUGCUUCCAGCCCUCAAUCAGACGCCCGCCUCUCGUUCUCACAGCAUUGACAGAAGAAUGGACGAGCUCUUCGAUGUGAACAGCAGGAGCCACACUUACCAUCGCAGUCACAAUUCUCAUCACAGUUCUCUCCUGAAAACCACCAUCUCCAUGCCCGUGUUCAUCACGCCCGUGCAGCCUCCCCCGAAACCCCCGCGUCUGCAUUUAGACGAGCAGCCGUCGCCCGUUCACAAGCAGCAGAACCACCAUCACAGUCCGGGGCAGCAGCGCUCCAUGUCUGUGUGCGAGGAAGGGAUGGUUAAGCGCAGGGAUCCCUGUCGUGACCUCGCUCUCUCCUCCUCCAUCGCUGUCCUGCCGCACAUGGUGCCUUCCACGGGCUCCUUAUCCGAGGCUUCCUCGGAUGACUCCAUGUCGGAGGGCUGCGGUCCGCUCGAUCCGAAACGAGGCUUGAGUCUGGACUCUGAUGCAGGGCUAAGUAAUGAGGACCUGCGGAGCGAACACUGUGAAUCUCCGGCUAUCUCCCCCAGCAUGUCUCGUUCGGAGUCUCUAAUGGGUUUGGACCUGGACCUGGGACCAUCCAUUUUAGAGGAUGUUCUUAGGAUCAUGGACCGUUAUAAGAGUGUGGAAGAGAGGCAUGAGAUAUAAGGAGACUCUUUCAUAUACUGUGAUAUAGGCGUCAGCUCAAACAUGCUGUCUUUCAUUGCCCGUUUCAGAGGACCGGGAAAAGAACCGGGAUGAGCAAUAGCUGGCUGUGCCACAGAUGCUGCAGAGUUAUGGCACAUUUUUAUCCACUCGCAAUUAUAACAAAUAGGCAAUUAUCUUUACAGCUUUGACUCUGAAAACAACCCAUCAAUCUAUUAAUUCCCAUAAGGACAUUGUUAGUAGAUAACAUAACAAGAGCAGUGUUUUGCUGGGUUUUGGUCAUUCUAGGCUAACUGGAGAUGUAAAACGUUUAAGCAAUAACAGUUUGUUUAUUUUUAUAUUUGCUAUUACUCAUUAAGCUUUGCAGGGAAAGGAAUUGGGAUUUCGGCUAUCUAGCAACUUUACGUUUUGCAUAAAGUUCUGACAGUAUCAUUUUUAGUCAGUGUAGGUGAAUAUUACCAAGUAAUGACCCAAAUGACUUCCACUGGAGUUGACCUAUUAUGCGGUUGUGUAAAACAUGAACGUGACAUGAUCCAAGAUAAUUCGUUGUCCUGCCUACGAGUACAAAGGAAAUCACUUUGCAAAGGUUUAUCUUUGAUGGCGUGCUAUAAUACAGUAUUGUAAUUGUAAUAUAUGAAAUAAAAUGAUCAUGUAAAUAAAAUAUGAUAAAAAUA